AUUAAACUUUUUUGGAGUUCUUCUCCCUCUUUCUAAUUCCCAUUUUUGUUUUUCCUAGAGUCGAAUCUAAUUGUCUUGCUCAACAUUUAAGUAAACGAUCGUAAGCUAUAACUCUUUUGUCUCCUUUUCCAGUUUUUGUUUUUUUUACAUCAACCCAUUUUUUCUAGGGUUUUUGUUGUUGAAAAGUUUUUCGAUCACACAUCAUCUCUUCUCAUUUUUUGUUUUUGGAUCUGAGGAUAUAAAAUGGUUGAAAUCUUAUUUCUUCUAUCUUUUUUGGUGGAACUACAAAGUAAUUGCUUUCAUAUGAAUCUUGAGAGCAUAAAAAUGAACGAAGGGGUCAUGAGUUUUAUUUUAUUGCGUUUUAAGAGACCAGUGUCAUGGUUGUCUUUUCUUGCCCCACCACUUCUUCACAUCAUAGGACUUGGGUUCUCGCAAAUCAUCCUAACCUCAGCUGCAUUGUUCUUCUCAUCUUUCUUCUUCCCUCUCUCAAUCCAAAAACCAAACUCCAAGGUUCAAGAUCUUAGUCAACAAGACUACUUAGGAGAGACUGAACUAUCAUCUACGACCACUAAUGAUAUUGUCAAAAAUAAUGACGAAGAUGACGGGACAAUCCCUGAUGAGGAAAGUCUCAUAGAGCUCUCCUUACCAAGCGGCCAUUACAUUGGCCACCACUAUAGUACUAUGAUUGGUAAACAAGAUCAAAAGAUCAUGUACAACAACAUCCCAGAUUUCAGGCUUAUCCAAUUAUCAGCCGAGUAUGAAGACGAUAAUCUCAUCGAAAUCGACAUUUCCAUCGGAUCGAUCAAGUGUUCAAGGUUCCAGAUCAAAGCCUGAUACAUCUUUCUAUUUCUUACAUCACUAUGAAGCGUUUAAAAUUAAUAUCGAAUGUAAAGUAAUAUUUGAGGUUAUUUUUGCACGUGGU
Molecule: messenger RNA, 922 nt
Organism: Arabidopsis thaliana (thale cress)
Lineage: Eukaryota; Viridiplantae; Streptophyta; Magnoliopsida; Brassicales; Brassicaceae
Exons: 1
Coding region: 244-834 (196 amino acids)
Source: RefSeq, marked reviewed